ACAGGGUUGAGCGUACCUUUCCGACUGUACUGGCCAUUAUGAAUGAAAUCGAUGCUCAAAGACUCAAUUCUAGUAACGGAGGGAUGCACAGGGAGAGAAAAGUUCAAGAAGAAAUGAAGAAAGAAAGAAGACAGCAGCUAUUGAAAAGAGCAGGUACAUCGCAUGCGAGCAGAUCUAUGGGGCAAGGAGACGGAAAUGAAGCUGAGACCCACGACGGAAAGGAAAUAAUCUCUUGAGUGAGGGGUGAGGGGAAACACGAUGAGGGGAUAGCUCACCGACAAACAAAAGUCCAGAUCGCAGUUGUGGGGUUCUAAU
Aspergillus pseudotamarii is the source of this 315-nucleotide messenger RNA. RefSeq lists its product as uncharacterized. The record is from RefSeq and is a predicted model, not a curated record. The coding region runs from base 39 to 236 and encodes 65 amino acids. NCBI's taxonomy places the organism in Eukaryota, Fungi, Ascomycota, Eurotiomycetes, Eurotiales, Aspergillaceae. The transcript has a single exon.